GGCGCACGUUCGCUUUGAAGCGACAAGUACGUGAAGUGCCAAUCGCAGCGCGUUCAUAAUGGUUCUACAGUGCAAUGUAGCGGGGGCUGAUUCUACAGACAUGGUGGCGAAGGCGGACGAAUCAUGCACCGAGAACGGGAAACAAAACAAGACUCCACUGCAGCCGGCGGCGUCCUUCUCCUGGCUUCCGGCCUGCGUGAACCGCAAAUUGCUGCCAUUCAAGUUGCACUACUUUCUCUUCAUCGCAGGAGAGGCUGGCGUCUCACCGUACAUCGCCGUCGUGGGACGACGAAAUGGUAUAGGCCCCGCAACAAUGGCGGUCAUCUUCACCGUCAUGCCACUCGCAGCCGUCGUUUUCAAGCCCGUGUGCGGUUUCAUCAUCGACCGAACUCGAAACAUCACUGCCGUCAUCCUCGUUUUGCAGGUUCUGUGCACCCUAUUUUACGGCAUCGCUUUCUUCUGCCCCAGUGCCAUAUCUGAUGGCUUAAUAUACAAGGGCAAUCUGAGUUGCUCAUUGGAAGUGUUCAAUGUCACCGGUGCUUCGGGGUCGCAACAGUGUUCUGCCAGUGGCAGUGAUUCCAUAUUUUGUGUAUUGUCUUCGGAGAAACACGUAUGGGAAGGGGUCAGCGCUCGCCUGACUACCGACAACAAUAUAGUGCUAGCCAACGCGUCCGAACCCUGUCAGACCCUUCUUAAGUAUAACCUCCUAUCCAACGACUCCCUCGCCGUUCCGGGCGAGAUGAAGUGUUCUUGCGACGCUGCAUUGUACAAUAACACAAACUUCUGGGUCUACACCGUGUCCGCUAUUCUCGGCUUCGCGUUGGCAGCAGCGCUGAACAACGUUGGUGACGCCGCCGUGAGCAACGCACUGGGCUCAGACAUCGAAGUAUUUGGUCGACAACGCCUUUUCGGCACUCUUAGCUACGGCAUUGCGUCGCCGCUGAUAGGGUACCUGGUGGACGUAGCCAGCAGGGAAAGCUCAGUCACCGAUUACAGGCCGGGCUUCUAUGUAUUCGCCGGUGCCAUGCUUCUGGAUAUGAUCCUUAUCCUUGCAGUGCCUAGGAUGCGCGUCGGCGAAGUCUCCGUCAACUUCUUCAAGGACAUCGGGGUUCUCUUGUCAAGCCCUGAGAUCCUGCUCUUCACGUUGUUCACAUUCCUGGCGGGAUCUAUGAUGGGGCUUCUCAACGCUUUCGAGACGUGGUUCCUGGAGGACUUAGGAACACCCACGUACCUCAUAGGCCUAACCAAGACAGUCCAGUGCUUCGGCGCGGAGCCCGUGCUGUUCUUUCUCUCUACGUACAUACUCAAGAAGAUCGGAUACUUCUACUCCUACUCAAUCGCGUUCCUUCUGUUCGCCUGCAAGGCCCUUGGUUAUUCGUUCCUGCGGAACGUCUGGGGCUCGCUUGCCGUGAACAUCGUCGGGGGAGCCAUUUUCCCGAUGGUGUACGCCGCUAUGGCAGUGUUUGCCAAGAAGAAGGCAAGACCCGGAACAGCCGCCUCCAUGGUCUGCAUCCUCGGAGCCAACUACGAUGGUCUCGGUUCGGCAGCAGGCAGCUUGGUAGGCGGCCUCAGCAUCGAUAAGAUCGGAGCGGGCCAGACCUUCCGCUACUUUGGUUUCUCAUCAGUGGCAGCGGCGUUUCUCAGUUCGAUGUGCUACUUUCUGCUGCGCUGCACAGCUGCACACGAAUACGAUGUUACAACCGAGAAGCCCGAUGCAUCCACUCCUGCAGAAAACUGAUACCGCCCACAUUUCGCCAAAGUCCGAAUGCGAAAUACUCGUGAAAAGCCCGGCCAGCAAGUAGAGAUGGGACAGAUCCUCGAUGUGCGGUUGCAAGGCUUACCUGGCGGGUUAACCUCAAAGCGUCACAUGUACACAUGUCCACAAGGCACUUUGCACGUAGCCAGAUCCGUGGAACAUAUGGCUAGAAAUGCUGCGAUACAUGAAAAAAAAAGACAGAAAAAGUCGCAGUUUCGCCCAAUAGGCGAAGCAUCGAUUGCGAUAGCAAAUGAGUAGACAGCUUUACGAAGUAAUGAUAGCAGUCUUAUCGGCUGUAUAAACUUGUGAACAUUCGCUUACUAACUAAACAAACAAGCAUGGUGUCACGCGUGCUCAGGUAAACAUUAACAAAGCUUACUCGAUAACCGCGCACACCCGCUGUCAAAACGCUGCAAUGAGAAAGCGCUGCGGUAGCAGCGAGCGAUUUGAUCUUCGUGCUGCCGGUCGUUUUAACGCAAUCUAAGCGGUGAGAACACAAUGCACACGAAGCUAUCAGCACUCGGUGCACUCUGUCCCCAUCGCAGUUCGCUUUUAAGAUAGGGUGAGCGCGGUCGUACGCAGCCGCCGCCGGAGUUGCGCUUGCAGUGUCUAUAUAAUUGA
This is a messenger RNA of Dermacentor albipictus, 2377 nucleotides long. RefSeq names its product major facilitator superfamily domain-containing protein 6-like. The record is from RefSeq and is a predicted model, not a curated record. Lineage: Eukaryota; Metazoa; Arthropoda; Arachnida; Ixodida; Ixodidae. Gene Ontology annotation, cellular component: membrane.